This is a messenger RNA of Porites evermanni, 13401 nucleotides long. NCBI's taxonomy places the organism in Eukaryota, Metazoa, Cnidaria, Anthozoa, Scleractinia, Poritidae. The record is from the annotation of a GenBank genome assembly.
UUACAGGGGAGCGCCCCGGUUUGGGAAGAUUUUGUCGGCAAAGCGAGUAAACUACACUCAGCGCUAAAGUAAGCUUGAUAGUAAACGUGUGUAAUAAUUUAACUCUCAUAUUUUAUAAUUUACGAGUUAUAAUUUAUUUUUUGCGAGAGAGUAAGAUGAUAGGCUUAGUUUGUUUUAAUUUUCCUCGAUUUAGGGCAACAGUUAUCGCAGCUGACUCCUUUUUGGACGCUUUUCAACGAGUUGCUGAUGUCGCGAAUUCGUCACGAGGUAAGGGUACUGUACUCUCCGGCACUUUUUCUUGUUUUGCCGCGUCAAAUAUCUACUUUGCGUUACUUAAGUCUUGUUUUAUAGCAAAAUAAGAAUGGCGUCAAUAUCGCGUCUAAAGCUGACUUUUUAGGAAGAUUAUACUUUGUACAGUGAAAGCACAUGUUUCUUCGUCGUGUCAUUCGGUUUUAGUUUCAUCAGCUGGUCAAGGGUUUUACCCACGCGUGUUGUAAUUUUUUUGUUGAUAUUUGUAUAAGGUUAUACUUUUUGUAGAAGAAUUUGAAGAGUCGUGAUGUAUACGGUGACUAGAAUCUUAUCUUGUGGUAGGAACAUAUGUACAACAUUGGAUCUUGAUUUCGUUCGGUUCUUGUAUGAAUAUAAUAGUUUAAGCUAAGAUAAGGGAUUUUACAAAGCAGAUCGUAAAUUACAAUCUGAAAUACCUCACCGAAGUCUAGGGCAACUGUUUUUUUUUUCCUUUCGAAAAUUCGUGCGUGGGUAAACUAUUUGUCGCUCGAAAUGGACGUUAUUCAGCUGAUUUAUUCGAGCGAUGAGCGUUCGACUCACAGCAGAUUGUGUUGAAUGAAUUUUCCUUCACAACGCUCUCUUUGUUUUGUUUAUUUAUAGUGGCUUGUGAAAUAGGAAACCUUCACUGGGAUCCUUCCAACCGCUUCAAGAAGAAAAUUUCGGUUCAAAUUACGGUAGUUUUGAAAUGUCGUACAAGCGGUCUACGGGAGUUUACUACGAGUUUCCCGAAACCUGGUCAUUUUAUUGUCCGUUACGAUUUUGGCGGUAAAGCAGUGCAAUUUUGCCGCGUAAUUUUAACGUUCGCGUCAAUAUUCGGCCCGUCUAUUUGGUGUUUUGGCGGAUUUUUCUGUUGAUUUUUUGCCUUAUAAUUUUGUUUUCUUUCAGCCACCCAAAGCAUUUGCAGCUAAAAAGAAGCAAUCGUGCUAGUUUUCCUUCAUCUCCUAUCAAUCUCUUUCCAUCAAAUUUUGCGGUUCUGGUUUCAUAGCAUUACUUCAAGCAUUAUUUAUAUGGUCGUGCCACCUGCUUCGAACAAAACUCGGACAGUUUUGGGAUAGCAAAAUCGUGAACCCCCUAAACAUGGAAAUCCUUGUUCAAUUUCAAUAGUCAAAAAAGGUUUUGUUAGCGUUCAGAAUUUUGAAUAAUAUUUUGUGGCCUUAAUCAAAGGAAGUACAUUUAUGCAUGAUCACUUCCUGAAUUACCGAUAUAAGCUUAAAACGUGUUUAUCGCUAUGUAACAAGAAAACUGGACAGAAAUUGUACGCGUUACAGUGGGUAGCUCGUAAGGUCUUGAGGUUUUGUCGACCCAGAUGAACACUCUUUUUCAAUUUUCGGUCAAGUUUCACUCUGUCUGAGUUAUAUCAAUUUUAAUUAUUUCAAAUUUAGAUGCAUCGGAAAUAGUCAAUCGGUAAAGAAUGUUCGGAACUACGUCUUUUAAUUUUUUAAAAAGUUAUAAAGCUUUUUUUUGUACCACAUGCUAAGAUUUUGGCACUUUGUUUAUGGAGAAUUUACGUUAAUUCCGUUACGAUUAUUUGUAACAGUUUUGGCUUAGCAAACCGUUGUAAAAUUAAUUAGAGGGUUCUUAGCUGCCAUUGUGCACUGAAAGAACGCGCUAUAUUAUUGUAGUUUUCACAAGUCAGUGAGAUGCAUUCCAAAAAACCGACUACUUGUAGUUAUUUUCACGACAUAAAUUUACCAUGGAGUCAUUGGCUGCAAAUUAGUCUAAAUAUGUGAAAACCGUGGGGUGCAUUUUAUUCAAGUUUCAUAAUAUUUGUUUUUUUCCAAUGGUGCAGAAAAAUAGGCAGUUGCUCCUACACCCCUAAUUUCUGUCUUAUCAGUAUUGUGAUGUUGAAUAUAGGAUUUUUACACAUUUUGCGUAGUAGAAGCUCACAUCCAAUGACCAGUUCUAAGACCACUGGAAUCUUGAUUUUUCAACCUCCCAGCCGGGAACAGGUAGUUAAUUCACGUGACUGGGAUGCUCUAAAAAUGGGCCUGAAAAUUACAGUAGAAGGGGAAUAAGUUCUGAUUCACAAUUCAGGUUUCUACUAGACAAGAUACGGCUACGUUUUUAAAAGUGGUGUUACCCAGUGGUUACUGCUUUGGGUCAGUCCAAAGGACUGUGUCAAUACCGUGCUCAAUGUGGAGUUCGAGAACCAGUGACAACCGCAACGGGAAUAAGAAGGACAAAACAACAAUAGGUUUAGAGUAGCUAAACAGCAGGUGCAUCACGUUUUUUUUUUCUACAUUUCUUUGCCAUGAUUGCAUGACCUCGUUGUGAAGCUGCCUAGUUUCACAUUUUGUAGAGGUCAUGAAUUUAAUAAAACUAUUUUUCAAUACUUUUUGUAAAACUUUAUCAGAUAGAGUAUUUUAGAAGUCAACUCCGGGAAAGUUUACCAACAUUUGAUAAAUUGAGUGACAUGGAAUAACAGCAAUGUGUUUUCAAACAGCAUGAAUUCACUUUUUAAGAGACGUUUUCUCAACGUUUGUUGUUGCUCUCAUUGCUUAAGCUCCAUAAUGUUUGUCCAGAUUGAACAUAAAGCAUGUUUCGAAAGUUUCACAUUUAGAAUCCCCUUUGAAUUCAUCUGGAAUACAUAGCACAUAACAGGAGGACUGCUAACAUUUAUUAUUGGCUACAUGUAAGCUUUAUUCCUUCCCUUUCUCAAAUACACAGAAGAAAAACAAAUAAAGCUAACUAGCAGAUUGAAAUGAAGAGAAAAUUGCAGCAUGACAAGGUUUCUGCUUUCAUGCUUGUUCCAAAAGUGCAUAUUAAUAGUUGCAAUACUGUGUGUUCGUCUGAGCCACUUCUAAGCUUGUGUUAAGCUAUUUAAGGUCUGUAAAGUCUUGAAAAGUCCGUGAAUAUUAGAUAAAGUCCUUAAGAAUCUUGAGAGCCAUUUAUCUUCAAAAAAUGCUUGAAAUUUCCUAAACUGGUAUUUGAUGAAGUCUAAGCAAUGUGAAAUAGCAAGAAUCUCCAUAUUUUUCAUUUUCUGUCAGCUAGCCUGUUAGUAGCACAAAGAAAAAGAAACCGUAAUAUAUCUGAAAUGCUGUGCUUUUUGCUUGAGGUAAUUAUAUAUUCAUUACAGAAUAUUAUAUUUACUUUUAGGAGGGACUUUUCAUGAUGCUAAGCUUGUUAAAAAAUACCUGUAAACUGGUUUUACUGAGUUUGAUCUACUCGAAGUUACCUGAGCAGUUUCAGUGGCUGGUUUUCAGAAUGACAUGGAAGUCAUUAGCACUUAAAAAAUUUUUGUUUCUCAUGUUAAGUAUCUUUCUUACCCAAGCCAAUGCAGAAGGAUCAAAGCGAAAACUCAGUUUAGUUCCUGGUUCUAUGGUGUUAUGAUUCAAUAAUUUCCUUAUUAUCUUUAAUUUAAUUAGUGUUCAUUGUGGUCAAAUUAUUUGCUUUGUAAGAACUUAAGUAUUAUGUAUUCUAAUCAGAGAGAACCUCACCAAACAUCUGGGUAAUUUCUUCACUUCUAAAUUGGAUACCCAGACUUCGUAUUACCCUAUGCUUUGUAAACCCAACUAUGGUAUUUUUUAUGCCUGGAAAUUCAAAGGAAGAAACCACUUCGGUGGUUCUUUAACUUGGUUCUCUCUGUUUGUCAACAUAUUCUGAAAUAAAAAUAUAUAAAACUUUUUAGCAUCUAUCUUGGAUAAUAAUUUUACAAUCUGGGGUUGCAAAGCACCUUACAGUUUAGAUUUAGUUUCAACAUUCUUUUGAAACCAAACGAUAAAUAAGUGUAUGUAUCUACUCCAUUAUAAAUUGUGGAGUUAGUUUUAUGUCCAGGCUCUUGUUUGGCCUUCUUUAAUGUAAAGACAAAUGUGCGUGAGAGUAUUUUUAGAUGCUUUUCAUUAUACAUUUAUUACACCUUCCUGUAAAGGUUAUUUUUGUGGAAAGAAUUUUAAUGAGUUUUUAUACGUACAACUUAAAUGGUUUUUGUUUGUAAGACAUGCACCUGAGAAUUGUGAAACCAGUUGAAUGCUAAGAAAUUUGCAUCAUUUUCUUGUGUUAUUAAAGAAAAGUCAGAAUUUUGUCAAAAUAGCCUUGUAAAGACAUAUUUUUUUUUGGUAAUGAUAUUGUAGUGCCAUGGCUGUGUUUGUCACAUUAGCACUCGUGUAAAUGUGCACUUGUGUUCCAAACGAAUGAGAUCAUCUUUUUUCAAAAGAUGCCUGUCCCUGUUGAACCUUUAAAGGUCAAACUUGAAUUUCAAUUUUUUUUUAAUGGAGCUGUUUGUGCUCCUUUGCCAUGCAAAGUAACGUGUAUUCAAUUUGAUGAUGACCUGAACAAGUACGUCAUCAUAAAUGAAUUAUUGCUGUCAUUUAAUGUUGAUGACUAGGUGGCAUAUUCAGUAUAUCAGUAAUGCAUCAAUACAGGUCAUCCCCGCAAAAAAACUCAGACUUAAAUAUUGCUAAUUAUGAGACCUGCAGGCAAUACGUGACAAAAUUCUUUUCACCUACGACUAGUAGCACCCAACAACACCCAGUUGUACUUUGCUUAUGAGCCUGUUGAUUUAUACAAUCUGGUGCAAAAGGACUAGCAAUGUUAUUGUUGUAGACAUUUUUAAAAAAAUAUAUUUUAGAUUUAAUGUCACUUCAAAAGCCAUGAUGAUUAAAAAUAUCUGUAUCCAUUUAAUAGAUUAAUGGAACUGAUUUUCACUGCUAGUGCACCAAAACAAGAUUUCACUGUCUCUGGGAAAAACAUGAAUUGCAAGUUGGCCUAAAUCCUGGCUCAUAGUAAUGUAUCACUAAGAAGCUUGUUCCUUGUUUAUUCUUCUUGAGGAGGAGAAUUGCGUGACUUUUUAAUCUGAAGAACGUUCGUACCGGCACGUUGCGCACAAUAUCCUAACUUUUUAAGGCUUGAUGAAAAAUGUCAGCUGUUAAAUAGGACAUUUUUCAGUAUUGUUUGUUUGUGUGUUUUUAAGGAUGCUGCAAAGAUAUUGGAGGAUCCCUGACCAGAAUGGUGAUGAGACACAGAAGUGUGGAUAGCAAGCUAAAAGGACUUGCUGGGUAAGUGUGUUUGUGACUGGGAGCCAAUAAACCUACAGUGACUCUUAAUUUAGUACCCUAAACUACCCCUUUUAAUCUCCCCCAUUUAUAGGCCUAUCAACCUGUAAAUUAACAAAAAAAUGCAUUCAAUUAUUAUAAGCUACCCCCCUCCAAAUGUAAAAAAAUGAAUUCAGUUUAAUAUUAUGACACUUUGAAGCUUAAUUAAAAACCAAUAAAUGCAAAACAUAUUUUGAUCACGACUGCUAUAGCUUAUUUUGAGACUUGUGCUUUUUCUAUUCUGUUUACAAGCCCCUUUAGACAUACCCCUCCUAAAACCCUUUUUGAAUAUGUAUAGGCCCAGGGCUUGUAAGUGGCAGUUAAUGAUAAAUAUAUUCAGCACAGGGACUGGAAAAAAAUCUGGGCUUGGUUCCUUUUAAUCCCUGACCACAGUAAAGGCCUGUUUACGUGGAGGUGGGGGACCCCAAAUAGGUGAGGUAACAUGCAGUGGGUCACCCCACCUAUCAUGUAAACGUGAUCAAAUGAAAAUGAGAGAUUAUAUGGACAUGCCGGUUACCCCACCUAUGUGGGUUACCUCGCUUACCUGGGAUGCCCCACCUUGAUGUAAACAGGCCCUAAGUCUACAUGUAUUUUCCCUCCUGGGCCCGGUUCCUCGAAAGAUGGUUAAGUUUAACCCAGGAUUAAGCCACAUUUCAAGCACGUUUUUGUCAUCUAAGAACAUGCAACUCCAGGUUACAAAAUACUGUUGAGCCUUUACUAUGCAGCAAUGAUAGCACAAAAUGUUACCCUAAGCAAUGUAUAGGAAUGUAAAAUACAAAAAUGGAGCAAAAUUUAAAUCAUUUAUUAACGCUAAUUGGCCUUUCAGGAAUUGGGCCCUUUAGAUUGCUUAGAUCGCUCUUUUGGGCUAUCAUCACUGAUCUCAGAUCUCAGAGGGCCUUCUUUGGAGAAUUCUAGAGUGAACAUUGUACUGUGUUUACCUAAUUGGAAAUCUUAAUUUGCUUUUGUCUUUGUCAGGUUGUUGUCUGAAACACUGGUAGUUCCCCUGCAAGAAAGGUUGGACGAUUGGAAAAAGGCUGUCGUUCAGAUGGACAAGGAUCAUGCUAAGGGUAAGUGUAAAAAUUAAUAAUGUUUAGACUUCUCCGGGAUUGAAUUCUUGCUUGCUCUUUGGACAAGCAACUCAAAAUUUUUUGGCUUGCGCAGGUCAAGUGAAUGAGGGUUGCUCUGUGCCUCCAGACCUUUUAUAUUAAUUAAAUCUUAAUUUAAUAUCAUGUGUUAGGAGAGAGACUGAUGGGAGACCUACGUUUGGGUACUGUGGGGAAUGUUGAUAGGGCAUUUUAUCAGGGCUCGAAAAAAACUCCUGUCCGGUAGUCGGGAACAAGUAGAUUUUUUUGCUGGGCGAGGAACUUUACGGUGCCCGAUAUGCAAGGGUACAGGCAGGUCAUCCUCUAACAAAAUCAUUAACUAGGACAAGCAAGAAGUUGCCCUGGGUGAACAAAAUGUGACAGCUGCUUGCCCAAAGGACAAACUGGAAUGAGUAGUGUAGGAGUUGCUCGGAAGGUCUCUCCUAUUGGUCGUAGGAAACAAUGACAUGUCAUUCUUCCAAUUGUUUUAGUAUUGUUUGGGGUUAGGGAAACACACCAUUGGUGACUUCUCUUGUGAGCAGCUGCUACAUGACCUGCUGGAAUUCAAGUUUUUUUCGAGCCCUCAGUGUUUAUGCUUAAACGUUUGUUGCCUACAAAGCAGUUCAUUUAAUUUUAUUGUCAUUACCUGCACUUAUUGCUGCUUCAAUCCCAUUUCAGUUAUUUCUUACAUUAAUUUAUUCCUCCAACCUUUUUGUCCUUGAAACAGAGUACAAGAAGGCAAAACAAGAAUUAAAAAAGGCCACAGCAGAAACUCACAAACUGCAAAAGAAGGUUAAGAAAGGUGAGUUAGGUGAGCGAAGUUCUUUUGAAACUUUGCAACCCAUGCAUGCUAAUUUCAAAGUUUACGCUAUCUCACACAUAAAGCCACAUGCAGUAAAAAUGCUGGAAGUCGACCCAUUUUCAGUAGCAUGGAGCCACUAAUCCUUAUAAAUACACUAUCGGGUGCUAGUCCAUUACAGAAUAAACUCCAGUUGAUGUCUGCUGUACUCAUGUAUGGGCCAGUUACAUUAACCCUUAAAACCCUACUAUCAGAGUUCUAGAUGUAGUGGAGAGAAGUUCAUUUCUCAUUGAAAAUAUCGAGCAAAUUCAUCUUGUGUGACUCUGUGUGCGUAGUAUUUAUGACCACGACUGUUUCAUAAAGCAUUGAUAUUAUUUCAUGAGAAAUGUGUUACUGAUGGCUCUUUGGAUGAAUGAAUGUAUGAUGACUGACUGAGAGAUGGGCUGAGUACAAGUCGGUUUAUUAUGGGAUAAACAACACGAGACCCUGAAGUUUGGUGCUAAUUGGGCCAAUAUUGAACAAGAUACAGCUAUUUGAAAACUUGAAAAUUUAUAAGAGAUGUAUGGAUUGCCGGACACAUCGUUCGAACGUCUAUAUAUUUCCUAGUAAAUUUUGGAGUUUUUGAAUGGCUGUAUCUCGUUCAAUAUUAAAGCCUGAUAAACAAAAUGUCCAAACUUGAGAAUGUUGCUAAUUUCAAUGAGCUCUUUCUGACUGUAUGGAUCUUGCAUUGUUUGACCUAUAAUGAAUGGACUCCUACCCUACCCUUCUUGGUUUGAAACUAGGCAAUUGGGAACUACCACUGAAUUGAGUGAACCAUAAAAAUAAUCGCUCAAAACGUUAAAACAACGUAUAUUAAAUAACACAGCAAAUACAAAAGAAGGUGUGGGUGGACAAGCUUAAAGAAGAUUAAAACACAUUGCAAUUUUAGUUUUUGAAAACUUGUUAGCCUAACAGUUUUUUAAAGUUUGUUUUUGUUGUUUAUUACAUUUGAAAUAAUUCUCCGGAGACAUAUUUGUUUUACACAAAGCUGGAUUUUUGUUGUUCAAAAGUAAUUUUUCAAGUUCCAUAGCAAUCAAGGACAGACAAAUGGUAUUAUAAACAAAAUAAACCAGCCUGCAAGCAAUGAGUACAUCAGCCCCUUAACCCUGCCAUGGACUAGCAUUCGAACUAGGUUUUGUCCAGCUCCAAGAAGAGGUGCUGCAGGGUGCUUCAUGCUAUUAAAAAACUGGGUCAAUUUCCUGUUGUUUCAGCCAGCUUAAACCUUUGUUUAAAUCACAUCAUAAUGCAUUAUUUACCUUGUUGUCUUCAUAAUUCUCUUAUUGCCACUGUACAAGAAAGAAUAAUGGGACAUAGAGAGCGAGAAUCUUAAGGAAUUGGCUGGGAUAUGUGAAUUUCACUUAAGUUAUUUUUAGAGCCUGUGAUUAAAUCGAAGUCUUAUUCCUAGGACAUUCGAACCUUUUAAUCAAUUGUUUAAAAUGUCAUCAAGUCCAUGUGUGACUGCUUCAAAGCAAACAAUGCAGAAUAUUUUAAUGUUGACACAGCAAGAGAGCAUAAUAUCCCAUCUUUCUCUCCUAAAACAUUGUAUAAAGGUUUUCGGACCUCUCCGGUUAAUUUCAAGCGUAUAAUUGGUUUAAAAAUAACUUUGGUGAAAUUCACAUAUCCCAAAGGCUAGACUGACCAUUUCCCUCUGUGUCUUAAUAUUCUCACUUGUACUGUAACAGUAACCAGCUUUCGACCAUGCUUCCUCAGCAAUAGGCCUGCUACAUGUAAAGCUUACGUUGUAAUCAUCUGGAUUCACUUAGUUGCCUGUCAAAGAUUUUGGGACAAAAUAUAUUAGACCUUAGUGCUUUCCAGGUGAAUGUGAUCACCUUAAUUGUCAGUGAGGCAAUUUUGAGGCAAUUUUGUUUGCUCAUAACAUAUUGCAUGUAUCAUUGCUGGUAUUACCGACUAUCUUUUUCUUUCGUUCUCCCAAGGUAAAUCAGAGCACCAGGAAAGACUUGAUGCGGCUUUAAAGGUAAAAUAUGAUUGCCUGUGAUUGUUUUCCUUGUUAUAAGCAUGACAACAUUAAGUUAGUAAAUUUUGUAAUAAAUGACCUUGUCAAAUCUAAAUCGGCAGUGUUAACUGCUAAGACAGAGGUGAAGAUAUCAUACCGUAAAAUUCCGAAAAUAAGCCCCGGGGCUUAUAUUUUUCAAAGGCCCUUUUUGAAGGGCUUAUUUUUGGAGGGGCUUAUAUUCGGAGGGGCUUAUCUACGGAGGGAAAUGUGCGUUUCAAACUCGAUUGGGCUAGCCUUAUAGUUGGAAGUAAAUUUACCGUUUUUGCUCAUUGUUUUACUUUGUAUUUGAGGGCAAUUUUCCAAGUACAAGCCCCCGGGGGCUUAUAUUUGGAGGGGCUAUUUAACGGAUGGUUUUUUGCGUUACCGGUUUGGGAGGCUUAUAUUUGGAGGGGCUUAUUUUCGGAAUUUUAGGGUAUCCUAUUUUGGUUAUAGCACAUACUGAUUUGGCAGAUAAAAGAGAGAGACUGUGUCGUCGUUGAGUUCGUUAUCUAAUAUUUAUUGUUUGAUCAAACUUUUAUCAACUUAAAAACAUACAAUCAUGUUCAUGCAUUUUAUUUUAAGACAUACUAACUGAGAGUUUUCAGUUGCACUGAUUUGAAAUUUGAAUGACUUUUUCUUACAGCUAGCCAAUUCCCAGCAAGCUGCAUUUGAAGAGCAAGAAAAGCGGUACCUCAAAAAGGUUUUGUUGGAAGAGAGGUCAAGAUAUUGCGUGUUAGCGACUUGCUUUAGGCCAGUUGUGGUAAGUAGUUAUCGUGAAGUCUGUUGUAUCUUGGGCAUUUCACACUUCUUUGUCAUAGGUGUGACCUUACUAUGUUGAUGCAAAUGAUUAUAAUUUAAUGUAGCCUGCGUAGCAAGCGUUUCCAUUGGUUUCGGAGCAAAGAAAGACCGGUUUUGGCCGCGCGAGAAAUGAAAGGAUACGCGGUCUUUUACUCUCGUUCCUCGUUCUUUGCUCCUAAACCGCGUUGAAACGCUUGCUACGCAGGCUAAAUUUUAUGGGGACCCAUUUACUUUAGUGACAAUUAAUAGUGAAUUGAGGCUCACAGGGUUAGUGACUGUCCUGACAAAUUAGGUUUUUUUCACUACAAUUAGAUUUUUCUUUUAUAUGAUUCAAAGUCUUCCAUUUCCCUUGGGUGGGCACCCCUUAUGGGUUGGUCUCAAUCGUAGGCUGCGUGGGAGACUACGCUUGGGUCUAAGUGUCAUGUUCGUGCCUUUUCCCGUUUUAAUCCUUUCCUUUUUCAACUUAUUUUUUUUUUUUUUCAUUUAUGUAUAAAUAGUUAUUAUUUCCUUUAUUUUGAUCUUGCCCAAUAAAGUAUGUAGUAAAGUUUGGAAUUAAAUUCGCGGUUUUCUGUUCCUUUUUCCUUAGGAGCAUGAGAUUUCGUUGUUCGGGGAAGUGGAACAUUUCCAGUCCAUCUUGGCAGACAUAAUUAAACAGACAAUAAGCCCUUCGACGUUGCCGCUGGCAGGCGAGGACUUGAUACGAGAGUUCAGGCUCUCCGAUCAUAACAACGGUGAUGAUCAGGUAGAUAGAUUUGGUUUUAUUUUUGUUUAAUUCAUUGGCAAAAUCAAGCCAUCAAUUGUGUCGGUCCGGAUAGUCUCCUCGCUCAUGAUUACAGUUCGCGGUCAGUGAUUGCCAUAAAAAUUUGUCCCAGUAUUCACUUAUUUCUUUACUUAAAUCUACAGUCUCCACCGCCAAGUCCAACUACUACAAUGGCCCGAGCAUCAAGUCCACUCCAUACCGGUCGCGACCCCCCUACUUCCCCGCCUCCUCCGCUCCCCACAGACACAGACCCCUACUUCAACGCUUUUAGUCGCCAUUACUCGUUCUCGGUCAAGCACAGCCAAACACGAAACAAGCUAACCGGCUCUGCAACACCCACUACAUCCCCCAAGAAAGUUGCUCCCCCACGGGUGUGCGCCCGUGCUACGAGCUUCAGUGUGUCGUCAACGUCAUCACAUUCAUCAGUGUCGUCUUUAGGAUCUUCAAUAGGCUCGCCGUCGGUGGAGAGCUUUCCUCGGCCCCCUACCCCUCUGCUGUCUCCAGGUUAUUCAGGGGACUUACAGAGUGAUCCACUUCCUCCCCCACCCUUCCCUGGAGCAGUGCCUACCUUACCACACCCAGGUAAGGACGUACAACUAAGCAAGAUUUGCGUCAAAUGCGUUUGGUAUUGAAGUUAGUGUGGUUGCUUAUACACUUGUCAUUGGCUUUCCUGGGGCCUGACCCAGGGGAAACCCCGAGAACAUGUGAGCAGUGUGCAUUUUUGACACUUUUGGGCGGGGUGGGUAUAUUGUUUAGUUUCAGUAACGAACGCUGAGACCCCAGAGAUGUGCCCCCGGGAUUUGGUGGACGUGGGUCAGCGAGACAUAGCUUAUGACCAAAAAUAGCGUUGGUCGCAAACAGGCGCAGCUGUGAAAUUUUACCUGUUGCGUGAGAAAAUUUUGGGACCACAAUUUUUCUAAAACCGAGUCAAAAGUCAAAGGUUGUGGCUUUAAUACAUGCUAAAACUAAUUGACGAAGUCUACUUUAGACGAAACGCAUUGGAGAAUAAACCAGUUUUCAACAGUGAAAGUUCGCAGAGUGCUGCUCUCUAGUUUAGUUAAAAAAAAUUAAAAAAUAAAUAAGCAAGGGCCAAGGUGUCACAUUUGGUAUCAUGGACGCUGUGUCAAGAUUAGUGGAAGAAAAGCGAAAAAAAGAGAUAGGCAGGUAUCUGUUAUUACUGCUAAGAUACAGUGUAAAGGAAGGUAUUCUGGCUUCUUAGCCCCUGGGGAGGGGGAUUUAGCGUGAAUUUUAUGCCCUACACCCCGGAGGAAUUAGUAGGUUUUUGCUGGGUGGUGGAGACAAAUCCCCGGGGGUGUCCCAGGGGGUCAACCUGCGGGAAAGCCAACUCGAUGAUAAGUGCAUCAUUUUUGCUUCUAAACAAGCCGGUCAUAAUAACAGUGAGUAGAAAUUAUUUGGGAUUCUUUUGUUAAAUGAAAAUGGUUUUCCUCCCGAAGUCCGUAAGAUUAUGGCAAAAGUUGAACCGCAACAGCAGUAGAUCAAAGUAAUGUUUGCGUUACCACUGGUGUUAAAUUUUAUCCCAGCAUUUCUAGGACUGUAGAAGAUACUUUUGCCUUUGUAUUGGGACAUUAAAUUUAGUGAUGGCCGUCAGUUUUUGUUGAACAGCGUUGGCCGUUGUUAUGCGGAGUUUCAGAAUUGGUUUUGAAUGAAUAGAUGACAGUCAUUUUUGUUUCGGACAACAAGUUCUGGCCGCCGAUAGUGAACUUUACUUUCUGAACCCGCAACUUUUAAUUUAGUCACUGGGACGGUUGUGGUCUUAGAUUCACACAUGAUAAAAAUCUGCUGACCGUUUGGAUCCAAGUUAAACGUCUCGUUAUUGAAGUUAGCGUAAGAAUGGCACUGAAUUGAAGGGUUGUUAUUUGUUUUCGUUUUCGGUAGGCGACAGAACAUCAUGGACGACAUCUACUGACUCGGGCUGCUGUUCGUCCUCCUCUGGGGAGAGGUCUCCGUCAGCGUCGCUUGCGCAGAUGUAUCUACCAUCCUCGAUCGCGGAACACCCGCGAGAAGGCGCGCCCGGACAGACUGACACACAAGGGCCUCAGUAUGCCACUCCCUACGCUGUUUAUAGUGGUACAAGGUCGCGGUGUAUGAGCGAGUCAGCCACGGGUUUGGCGCAUCGAAGAAGCGAUAGCGAAACGUCUUCACAGAGUAGCUACUCGGAUCAUAUCCCAGCUGCUGGUGGGCUAGCAAGCAGCGAUUCGGGUUAUUUCAGUUAUGGAGGAUACCACCAUCGCUCUAACCCCGAUAGUAUGCAAGAAAAUUCCGGCGGAUGGACUCCCCAGCAGAAAUUGAAAACCGGGUAUGGUAGAAGUCAGAGUAUUUCCGGUAGGCCAACGGCAGCGCAGCAGGCGCAAUUAGCCACGUUAGCGAGUCACGCCGCGCGCAGCAGGAGCGCGCCGAUGCCACCCGCUAGAAAAUCAUCCGUGCCGCCCCCGUGCCCGGAAAGAAAGACGGGACUAACGCUAUCGGAUGGUGAUUUGAACAGUUGUGAUGAAGUGGAUGAACAAGGUGAAAAGCUUAGCUUCUUGCAACGGCAAAUCCAGCAGCAAAGACAGUUGAUACAAGCCAAGGCGAAAAGUAAGGAACAGUCAUGA